This is a messenger RNA of Lepus europaeus (European hare), 5551 nucleotides long. It is a transcript of the gene NQO1, whose product is annotated as NAD(P)H quinone dehydrogenase 1. The transcript has 6 exons. The record is from RefSeq and is a predicted model, not a curated record. Gene Ontology annotation, cellular component: cytosol. NCBI's taxonomy places the organism in Eukaryota, Metazoa, Chordata, Mammalia, Lagomorpha, Leporidae. Gene Ontology annotation, molecular function: NAD(P)H dehydrogenase (quinone) activity. Bases 121 to 945 code for a protein of 274 amino acids.
UAGCUGACGCCCCGCCCCGCUGGUGCCUCGCCAAGGCCAGGGGACAACCUGCGGCCCCGCCAGUCCGCGCCGGGUGCCGGGUCUCCUGCGUCUCCGCACGGGUGGCGCGCCGUGGGAGCCAUGGCUGUCAGGAAAGCACUGAUCGUCCUGGCCCACGCCGAGAGGACGUCCUUCAACUAUGCCAUGAAGGAGGCCGCCGUGGAGGCCUUGAAGAGGACAGGCUGGGAGGUGGCCGAGUCGGACCUGUACGCCAUGAACUUCAACCCCGUCCUUUCCAGGAAGGACAUCACAGGCAAGCUGAAGGACCCCGAGAACUUCCAGUACCCUGCCGAGUCCACUCUGGCUUAUAAGGAAGGCCGGCUGAGCCCGGACAUCGUGGCCGAGCAGAAGAAGCUGCAGGCCGCAGACCUGGUGGUAUUUCAGUUCCCGCUGCAGUGGUUUGGAGUCCCUGCCAUUCUGAAGGGCUGGUACGAGCGAGUGCUCAUCGGGGAGUUCGCCUACACGUACGCCUCCAUGUAUGACAAGGGGCCCUUCCGGAAGAAGAAGGCUCUGCUUUCCAUCACCACGGGAGGCAGCGGCUCCAUGUACUCUCUCCAGGGUAUCCACGGGGACAUGAACAUCAUUCUCUGGCCAAUUCAGAGCGGCAUUCUGCAUUUCUGUGGAUUCCAAGUCCUGGAACCUCAGCUGACGUACAGCAUCGGGCACACUCCAGAGGACGCCCGGGUCCAGAUCCUGCAGCGGUGGAAGGAGCGCCUGGGGAGUAUUUGGGAUGAGGCUCCUCUGUAUUUUCCUCCAAGCAGCCUUUUUGACCUAAACUUCCAGACAGGGUUCUUAAUGAAAAAAGAGGUGCAAGAAGAGCAGAAAAACAAGGCAGUUGGCCUCUCUGUGGGCCAUCACUUGGGCAAGUCCAUCCCAACUGACAACCAGAUCAAAGCCAGCAAAUAAGAUCCCUAAGCUUUGAUCAGGCCUCCCUUCUUGCUUCAGUGCUUCCGAUUGGGGUUUUCUUAUCCCAUGAGACAUGAGUAGCAGGGGCUGCACUGUGGCACAGCGGGUUAAAGCUCUGGCCUGAAGCGCCGGCAUCCCAUGUGGGCACUGGUACAAGUCCUGGCUGCUCCACUUCAGAUCCGGCCCUUUGCUAUGGCCUGGGAAAGCAGUGGAUGACGACCCAAGUGGAUGACCCCCCACAUGGGGGGCCCAGAGGAAGCUCCUGGCUCCUGGCUUCGGAUUGGCUUAGCUCCGGCCGCUGCAACCAUUUGGGGAAGUGAACCAGUGGAUGGGAGACCUCUCUCUCUACCUCUCUAUAUAACUGUCUUUCAAAUAAAUAAAUCUUUAACAAAAAUGACUAGGAGAAGUAACAUCCUCUAUUCACAUAUUUUACAGCACUUUAAUUUUAUUGCUAAAUGAAACAUGAUUAGGUUGUUAUGACAUAGAAACAAAAUCUGAUUAGGCUCAAGAGGCCAUUUUAAGACAUAUGUCAGGGAAAGGCAUGCAAGAACGCCAGAAGGGAUUCUUUAGGGUUAUCCAUAAGUUUAAUUUUUUUAAAAUUAAACUUUAUCUAUCUGAGAGGCAGAAUGUGAGAAUGCCUAUCUGCUGGGUCACUCCCCAAAUGCCUACAUCAGCCAGGACUGGGCUGGGCUGCAGUCCGUGCUGGGAAUCAAUCCAAGUCUCUCACUCAGCAGGAGGAACCCAACCCCUUGAGCAGUCCUCUCCUGCUGCCUUCUGGCACCGUGCCGGCAGGAAGCUGUGCCAGGAAUUGAACCCGGGUUAGUACUCCAAUAGGAGUUGCCCUGGAUUCUUUGUUUUUAGGGCUAAAUUUUUAGGACUAACUCUGGCUAGAGAGCAUCCAAUUCUCCGAUGACCUAUUUUAAUUACCUCUCUGUGGUUUAUGGCAGAAGGGAAUUGCUCAAAGAAAUGACUGAAUCCAUCAGACCUAAGGGACUUGUUUGGUCGUUAGUAAUCUGACGCUUGUUUGUGAUAUAUAUUUGUUUCAAUUACUACCCAGUGACUAAUAUUCCUGAUAUGAGGAUUACUCUACCUUCAGCUUACCUUGUUUGUGUAGAGCUCACACAGAUACCCUGAAAUGAAUAACUACGAUCUCUACCUCACUUCAAUCUUUUUAAAUAAGAGAUUAAUUUAUUUUAUUUAUUUGAAAGGCAUUGAGAGAGGGACUCAUCUUUCUGCUAGGUCACUUAGCAAAUGCCUACAACAGUGGAGGCAGGUCAAGCUGAAGCCAAGAGCCAGGAACUCCACCUGGGUCUCCCAUGUGGGUUGCAAGAACCCAACUACUAGCGCCAUCAUCUGCUGCCUCCCAGGCAUGUUAGCAGGAAGCUAUAUCAGAAGUGCGGAGGAGCUGGGACAUGAACCAGGCACUCCAAAAUAGGAUGUGGGCAUUGCAAGUGGCGGCUUAACCCACUGAAUCACAAUGCCCACCCCUCAAUUUUCUAAUUUAAUGUUUGCAGGAGUAAGCCAACAUAUCUACACCCUACAAGUGCUACAUGAAUUCAGGAAAGGCAACCUUAAAUAUUUAAAAGUUUUCCCCCUAAACUAACCUUAUUUGUGAUCUAUACAAACUUCUGAAAGGCUGUUUUCUGUAUUAUUGCUAAACUGAAGACUUUCCUUUUAAGGCUGUAUUUUGGCCUCAGAAUUUUAGGAUGAAAUUCUAAGCCCAGAGUUUUAGUAACUUUUUUAAAAAUUUUUUUAAAAAAAUUUUUUGACAGGCAGAGUUAGACAGUGAGAGAGAGAGAGAGAAAGGUCUUCCUUCCGUUGGUUCACCUCCCAAGUGGCUGCUACGGCCAGCGCGCUGCGCCGAUCCGAAGCCAGGAGCCAGGUGCUUCCUCUUGGUCUCUCUUGCGGGUGCAGGGCAUUCUCCACUGCCUUCCCGGGCCACAGCAGAGAGCUGGACUGGAAGAGGAGCAACCGGGACAGAAGCAAUGCCCCAACCAGGACUAGAACCCAGGGUGCCGGCACCAUAGGCGGAGGAUUAGCCUAGUGAGCCGUGGCGCCAGCCGAGUUUUAAUAACUUUGAACAGUUUUGUCAUAGCAUUCUGAUUUUUGUUUAAAUUCUUGAAGUACCUCUUUUCAUACUGUUGGUCUAAUAAUCCAAAUAGAAUAUAAGACUGCCCUCUUGUGGUGUGUGCAAAAAAGUAAGAGAAAUGUUGCUAAGCAAGGUUGCCUGCAAAUGGCAAACAGCUCACAGGAGAACCACAUGCACAGAUGCUGGCUGCUGGCUGGCGCUGGCUUUCUUCUCUAAACAAUAUCCAUGGUAGCAGAUGGCUGGGUGUUGUCUUCUUCACGGUGAUUUUGUAUAAAUUUCUGAAAGUUUCAAAUAAAAUCUAAAUAAAUAUAGGACCAUACUCAUUGGUAUCAGUGACACUAGUGACAUCAGCAUUCAGGCAAAAGCAGAAUCUGCUGGAAGAUGGGACCAGAGAAUUAUUAAAUUACAGGCCACAAACCCACAGGUAUAUAGUUUGAGAACUUGCUCAACAGGGCUGCUUUAUACUGAAUGGUAAUGGGACAACCUAUUCAGAUCCUCCCACAAACUUAAACUAGAACCAGGAAAGGGGUGGGCAGUUGGUGGGGUGCCACUUGGGUUACCCAUUUCCCACACUGAAGUGCCUUGGUUUGAGUCCUGCUACACUUGGACCUCCAGCUUCCUGCUAACGCAGACCAUGGGAGGUGGCAGCAAUGGCUCAACAUGCCUGCCACACACAUAGGGAACCUGGAUUGAGUUUCUGGCUCCUCGUUUGCACAUUUGGGGGAGUAAAUCAGAAGAUGGGACAUCUCUGUCUUUGCCUUGCAAAUCUGAGAGCCAGAGAAUAGAGCAGUGUAGAAAUCAAAAAUGUGGGGCCGGCACUGUGGCACAGCGGGUUAAUGCCCUGGCCUGAAGCGACGGCAUCCCAAAUGGGUGCCGGUUCGAGUCUUGGCUACUCUACUUCCUAUCCAGCUCUCUGCUAUGGAAGAAGCUCCUGGCUCCUGAUCGGCGCAGUUCCGGCCGUUGCAGCCAAUUGAGGAGUGAACCAUUGCACGAAGACUCUCUCUCUCUUUCUCUGCCUCUCCUUUCUCUGUGUAACUCUUUCAAAUAAAUAAAAAGAAAUCUUUAAAAAAAUCAAUAAAAAUGUAAAUGUAAAUGCCCUCAGGACAAUACUUAUGCCCUGAUUUAUCUAAUCACUGGGCUUGGAAGUUGCACUGGGAAUACAAUGAACAAAGCCAAGUACCUGCCCUCAUAGCACUUAGAUUUUAAUGUAAAUGUGAUAAGAGACAAGCUGACUUACUUAUCUGAAAGUCCAAAUUAGAGAGAUGAGCUUCUAUCUGCUGAUUCAUCCCCCAGAUGGCUUCAAUGGUCCAGGCUAGGCAGGCCAAAGCCUGGAGCCAGGAGCUUCUUCAGUCUUCCACAAAGCACUUGGGCCAUCUUCUGCUGCUUUUCCCAGGUGAAUUAGCAGGGAGCUGGAUCAGAAGUGGAGCAGCUGGGACUCCAACUGGCACCAAUAACGGUUGCUGGCACUGGAGGCAGCAGUUUCCCCGGUAGGUCAUGCCGGCCCCUCCGUGAACUUUUUGAAGCCCCCUUAUGUAUGUAUGUUAUUUUAAGUGACUAUUCAUUUAGGGGUUACGCAUGGGAUGUCAAAAAUUGCCACUGUUUCUUAGAGUCAAUAGUCUGAUAAGGUAUAAGCAUCCUAUUGAAACCAGCAUCUCAAGAUGAGUGCUCAGCCUAGCAGCUAACACACCAUUUGGGACACUCACAUCACUUAUCGGAAUGCCUGGGUUCGAGUCCUGGCUCUGCUUCUGGUUCCAGCUUUCUGCUAAUGUCUACCCUGGGAGGAAGCAGGUGAUAGCCCAAGGAGUUCGGUCAUUGCCACCCACAUCGUAGACCUGCGUUGAGUUUCUGGCUCCUGGCUUUUGCCUAGCCUUGCCCACACUCUGUCUUUCAAAUAAAUAAAAAGUAACACCAUACCUCUUUUUAAAAAGAUUUAUUUAUUUGAAAGGCGGAGAUACAGAGAGGCCGGGGGCGGAGAGGGAGAGAGGUCUUCUGUCUUCUGGUUGCAGAUGGCUGCAAUGGCCAGAGCUGCACCAAUCUGAAGCCAGGAGCCGGGAGCUUCUUUCAGGUCUUGCAGGGGCCCAAGGACUUGGGCCAUCUUCUACUGCUCUCCCAGGCCAUAGCAGAGAGCUGGAUAGGAAGUGGAGCAGCCAGGACUCAAACUGGCACCUGUAUGGGAUGCUGGCACUACUGGCGGCAGCUUUACCCUCUAUGUCACAGCACCAGCCCUGCCACAUCUCUUAAGCUUUAGUUUUAUGCACAUAAUGAUAUAUUCUGUAUUAGUAUUUAUUUAAUAUUAUACUUUAAUAUGACUCACUUCCCCCACAUGGUCUGGUAGGGGAACACAUUUUUUUCUAGUUUCACUAAAAUACAUAUAAGUUUAAAAAUGUGUAGUAUGUUACCCAUACAACCCCUAAAAUUGCUCUGAGAUUGGGAGGUUGGGAGAUUUUUCAUCAAAAACAUCUCCAUGGGUAUAUGUUAAACAAAGGACAUUUAAACUAAGUAAAACAGUAAAACAAA